Molecule: messenger RNA, 924 nt
Organism: Chaetomium strumarium
Lineage: Eukaryota; Fungi; Ascomycota; Sordariomycetes; Sordariales; Chaetomiaceae
Product: glycosyl hydrolase family 61-domain-containing protein
Exons: 1
Coding region: 34-924 (296 amino acids)
Source: RefSeq, a predicted model, not a curated record
CCUUCUUUGCAUCUUCGACCAGUCUCGUCCACCAUGGCUCGCCAACUUUCUCUCGCGGCGGCGCUUCUCGCAACUCAGGUAGCUGCUCACGGUUAUAUCAAUACCUUCACCCUAGACGGUGUCGACUACGAGGGCUUCAGCCGCUGGAACCCUUCUCCCGACCCCAACGCCAUCGGCUGGAGCUUCAGCACCCCGGAUGAGGGCCCGGAGCUGGACAUUAGCUCCCCCAACUUCGUCUGCCGCCGCGACUCGGAGCCUUCCCGCAACUACGGCACGAUCGCGGCCGGAGGCACUGCCUCGUUCUUCUGGACCUCGGACGACAAGGUCAUCAACCCCAACGGGUGGGCAGAGUCGCAUCGGGGACCGAUCCUCACGUACAUUGCGCCGUGCAACGGCGACUGCGCCAACGUCGACAAGACAUCCCUGCGGUGGACCAAGAUCGCCGAGUCCGGCCUGGUCUCGGGACCCGCCAACACGCAGGGCAUCUGGGCCACCGACGUGAUGCGCGAGAACGGCGGCAUCAACUCGGCCACCAUCCCCAAGUCGAUUGCGCCGGGCAAGUACGUGAUCCGCAACGAGAUCAUCGCACUGCACCGGGCCCACAUCAACGAGCCGGAGUUCUACAUGCAGUGCGGCAACAUCGAAGUCACGGGGGACGGCACCGACGACUUGUCGGGCUCCGGGGUUCCGGCGACCGAGCUCUACAGCAGAAGCGAUUCCCAGAUGUUCGGCUUCUCGGUCUACGACAGCCGUGACAACGAAUGGCCGAUUCCCGGCCCGGCCCUUUAUCAGUCGGUGCAGUCGCAGGAGUCGCAACAGUCGCAGCCCUCGCCGUCUAAGGAGUCGCAGCAGUCGCGGCCGUCGCCGUCGCAACAGUCGCAACGGGGCAGGCCGACUGGUGGUGCCUCGUGCCGAGGCGAAUAA